Messenger RNA from Aedes albopictus (Asian tiger mosquito), 2119 nucleotides. Its product is annotated as clavesin-1. The transcript has 4 exons. NCBI's taxonomy places the organism in Eukaryota, Metazoa, Arthropoda, Insecta, Diptera, Culicidae. The coding region runs from base 926 to 1867 and encodes 313 amino acids. The record is from RefSeq and is a predicted model, not a curated record. Gene Ontology annotation, molecular function: phosphatidylinositol bisphosphate binding. Gene Ontology annotation, cellular component: membrane.
ACGCAAGCUCGGUGCAAUCUUCUCCCGAAAUUUCGACAGCAGCCGCUAAAUAUUAAUACCUACACGCAGAUUGAGUUUCGGGAAGCUACGAUUCAAAACCAGUACGCAGGGGAGCGGAAACUAGCGAGAGCAAGGCCAAUCAGAUCAUACCACGUAAGUCUAUAAUGCACAGCAAUCUUCUUAUUUUCAUCCCCCCGAUCACCUAUCAGCUAAGUAUCCCAUGCGCUGACGUCGAUCGCAGCAACCCGCUUCCAGCCAGCAGAUCAAAGAGCAAAGCAAGCAUGCGUCUUGUGUAGUAGGCACGCUUAUGGACUGCCACACAGUGCUGCUACUGCGAUCGCGACACGGACGACGAUCGGCUAAGCUUCUCUCUAAGAAAAGAAAGAACGAGGAACCCAAAAUUAGCACGCCUAAUCUAUAAAGUGGCCGGCUGCGAUCGGGCCGAGCUUUAUUCACCCUCCGUCCGACCGAUCGUACAGACUGCGGAUCACUGUGUGUUCUUAGUGGUGCGGUCCCCGGUCACGUGUAAACGCCAAGAAGUUGCCACCCGCGCCGUCGCCCCGCGCCCAAUAAGCUUCAGAAGACAACGACCACUUGCAAGGUAACGCGCGCGCGCACGCUGAGAGAACGAAAGGUUGCAUCGCGUUCCAAUUGCACAAGAAGUGCAGCAUCGGCAUCUUCGGUGGAUCGCCGUCGUCGUCUUCGUUCUCGGUAGUUUUGCGCCAACUGGAUUUUCAAGUUCAAGAAGUGAGAAGUUGCACCCUCCGGAAAGAGAAGGGCCCGAAGCAGAUGUUAAAAUCUCAUUGUCAUUGAGUGCAGUGCGCGAAAUUUCCAUUGAAAGUUGAAAAAAAGUGUUGCGGUGCUGGUAGUUGGUUUCCGAUCGUUGAAGAAGAAUCAAGUGCAGUUCAAGUGAUCCUCUCUCGCGAUGUCUAUCAAGCGUAACGAUAAAGACUUCCCGUACAUCGACCUGGGCAAUGGGUUCAUGAUCUACGUCCAGGCUGAGGAGUACACCGAUCCCAUCCUCAAAGCCAAGGCCGAAAAGGAACUCAACGAAACGCCGGAAAAUGUGGAGAAAGCUCUCUCGGAACUGCGAACCCUCCUGAAAGCGGAGAAAGACCUCUUCAUCCCGGUGGAAAACGAUCAGUAUCUGAUCACGUUCCUCCGGGCAAACGAGUACGUUCCGCAGAAGACGUUCCAGAUGAUUCAGAGCGCGUACCGACUGAAGAUGAAGAGCAAGGAAUACUACGAAAACACUCCCAACCCCAGCUCGAUCCGGCACGUGUUCGACGAGGGAAUGAUUUGGUUCAUGCCGGAGAGGGACGCCGAUGGAGCGGCGAUUUGCGUGGUGGAGGUUGGAAAAAAAUGGAACACGGCGAAGGUGUCGAUCAUCGAACUGAUUGCCGCCAUCCGCAUUUGCGUCGAGUGCGCCAUACUGGAUCCGGAAACGCAGCUCCACGGAAUUAAGGUGAUAUUCGAUACGGAAGGUCUUUCGAUGUCGCAGAUCGCCCAGAACACCCCGAAGCACGCCUGCAUGAUACUGGACUGGGUGCAGAAGGCAUGCCCGUUCCGGUUGCGGGGCGUCCACGUGGUCAACAACUCGAUGCUGUUCAACAUCCUGUUCGCCAUCUUUAAGCCGUUCAUUUCGAAGGAGUUGCGCGAAAAGAUCUUCUUCCACAACAAAGACUGGAAAUCGCUCGCAAAGCAGAUCAGCCCCAGCUGUCUGCGGCCCAAAUACGGCGGAACGUUGGCAGCUCCCGAGUACGAAGGUCGUCUGCUCGGUGAUUUCAUGCAGCUUUAUGACAAACAUUUUGAUACACUCGAUGCGUACGGAUACGUGGAUGCUGCCGGUCAGCGGAGAUCAAAGUGAACGCUGGAUCGAACACUGUGUUGCACAGCAACAGUGCGCCCUCUUUUGCCAGAAGCCUUCUUUGGGCAGCUCUCAACGGUUGACCUCUGUCAACCUCCCGUGGUCGUCGUCGCUCGUUGAGACCUCCGAUGCCUUGUGACAAACGAUAACAGUGAUAAUCAAUAUGUGUACAUGUAUUUAUUUAUUCGGAAUCGCCAGUUGAAAAUCGUUCUUUCUUUGUUUGGUAAUUAAAAAUAAAACACUUAAAACCCA